AUGGUUUGUUCCAACUGGUAUUAUGUUUCGAAACAAACAGUUCCCCGGGAAAGCGGAUCUCCAUGGCUAAUGUUUUUUCCUGACGACGGUACUGAUUGCGUGUUGCACAACCCAUACGAAGAAGUUAUGGUUUACAGGAGAGCAGCUGGGAGAAACUGUACUUCAGGGAGUCAAUUACUGGCAAGCUGCGGUAAAUGGUUCCUGAUGCUAGAUUCUCGAUCCAGAUUAUAUAUUAUAGAUGUGUUUAGUACUGGGAAUAGGAUUGAUCUUCCUCCAUUAGAGUCGCUCCUAUCAAACGACUCUGCUUCGAAGCGUAAGGAAGAUAGAGAUAGGGAGUUUGAAUGGGAAUUAACUAGUGGCUCUGUUUACUCAUUAUACUCAUUAUAUGAUGAUGAAAUUAGGGGACGUAUGUGGGUAGACGAGAAGACGCAAGAGUUGGCUUUAGUGUGGUUCUUUGACGCCCCUGCUUGUUUUUUAGGAUUUUACAAGAAAGGGAAUGCUCAUUACGAUCUCAUUCGGAUUACCUAUGGUAUCCCCAAGAUGUUAACUGGCCUACUACGUCUGCUUCUUCGCGGUUACCGUCUAUACAUUUUAACGAUGCAUCGUUUCGUUCGAGUCAUAGAUUUUUCUAGGCAGCAAGGUUUCGAAGAACUCACAAGGAGUGACACUUACCCAUCCCCAACGUUUGCUCGUCUUGGAUAUAAUUGUUAUUUUAGCAUCGCUGUUACUACAACAGGAGAGGUUUUGUUGGUCACAAGCACAAUCUCUGAAAGUAGCGAAAGGGCCUUCCGCAUCUACAAGAUGGAUCCUAAUGCUGACCCAGACGACCACAUGCCCGAUCUUCUUGGCGUAGAUUCUCUUGGUGAUGAGGCCCUGCUUCUCGACUUGGGUAUCACUAUGCCUGCUAACAAUACCCUUGGUAUCAAACAAAACUCCAUCUAUUUCACUCAUCAUAACCUUAUCCUUUCCAAGAACAACUGGAAGAAAGUCGCCCAUGUCCUUCCCCCUAAUGAGGUGGACAUCUGUGUGUUCAAUCUUUCAACCAAGACCCUCGAGCCCUUCCCUGGUCCCUCCAACAUGAGUCUCAAGGAUGCUCGAUGGAUUUUCUCUAUCUAA
Camelina sativa (false flax) is the source of this 1116-nucleotide messenger RNA. The record is from RefSeq and is a predicted model, not a curated record. Lineage: Eukaryota; Viridiplantae; Streptophyta; Magnoliopsida; Brassicales; Brassicaceae.